AGUGCGUCUUUGAUGGCGGUUGAGCACACCAAUAAACGAGACAUCAGUUGGGCAAAUCAAAGUUAAAAUGGAGGACGAAGCUGACAUAUACGACGGCGUUAGGGCUCAGUUUCCUCUCAGCUUCGGCAAGCAAUCCAAGUCUCAGACCCCUCUCGAAGCCAUCCACAACGCCACGCGUCGAUCUAAUACCAAUCCUCCUCCUUCUUCUUCUUCUUCUUCGAAGCUUGCAACCGCAAGCGCUCUUCCUUCUCUCUCUUCUUCUUCUAAGGAAUGGCUCAAUUCCCUACGCUCCUCUAAAAACCCUACCCCUACACUUGCUGAUCGUGGUGGCGGUUCUGAGAUUGGCCCGCCGCCACCUCCGCCUCCGACAGCAGAGGAUGAUAACGACGAUGGCGCCAUGGUGGGGCCGCCUCCUCCUCCACCUACCGGGGUGGGUUCGGGGGCGGAUGAGGACGAAGACGACGAUAUGAUUGGACCGCCCCCGCCGCCGUCUGGUAACAAUUUGAACUCCGACGACGACGAUGAUUCCAAUGGAGAUGAGUUGGGGAACCGGUUCCGUAUUCCACUUAGCAACGAGAUUGUCCUCAAGGGCCACACCAAGGUUGUGUCAGCUCUUGCUGUAGAUCACACUGGAUCUAGAGUGCUUUCUGGAAGUUAUGAUUACUCAGUGCGGAUGUACGAUUUUCAAGGAAUGAAUGCUCGUUUGCAAUCGUUUCGACAACUGGAGCCCGCUGAAGGUCAUCAAGUUCGCAACUUAAGCUGGAGUCCAACAGCAGAUCGGUUUUUGUGUGUGACUGGAUCAGCUCAAGCAAAGAUUUAUGAUCGCGAUGGGCUUACUUUGGGAGAGUUUAUGAAGGGAGACAUGUAUAUUCGUGAUCUAAAGAAUACCAAGGGCCACAUAUCUGGAUUGACAUGUGGAGAGUGGCAUCCAAAAACUAAAGAGACAAUCUUAACAUCAUCAGAGGAUGGAUCACUGCGAAUAUGGGAUGUAAAUGACUUCAAAAGUCAGAAGCAGGUAAUUAAACCAAAGCUUGCAAGGCCUGGAAGAGUUCCUGUAACCACAUGUGCAUGGGACCAUGAUGGUAAACGCAUUGCUGGUGGUAUAGGAGAUGGUUCUAUACAGGUUUGGAGCAUUAAGCCUGGGUGGGGGAGUAGGCCAGAUAUACAUAUUGAAAAAAGUCAUUCAGAUGAUAUUACUGGUCUGAAAUUUUCUAGUGAUGGGAAUAUCCUAUUGUCAAGAAGCUUUGAUGGUUCACUGAAGGUUUGGGAUAUGCGUAAAACAAAGGAAGCAUUGAAGGUAUUUGAGGAUCUUCCAAAUAAUUACGGACAAACAAAUAUUGCAUUCAGUCCUGGUGAGAAUCUAUUUUUUACUGGAACAUCUGUUGAAAGAGAGAGCACAGUUGGGGGUUUAUUGUGCUUCUUUGAUAGAGCAAACCUUGAACUUGUUUCAAGAGUCGGCAUAUCCCCCUCUUGUAGUGUUGUUCGGUGUUGUUGGCAUCCUAAACUGAAUCAGAUCUUUGCAACGGUUGGUGAUAAAAACCAAGGAGGGACUCACAUACUAUAUGAUCCCACCAUCAGUGAAAGAGGAGCCCUUGUUUGUGUUGCACGUGCACCAAGGAAAAAAUCAAUCGACGAUUUUGAGGCAAAGCCUGUCAUUCACAAUCCCCAUGCCUUACCACUGUUUAGAGAUCAGCCAAGCCGUAAGCGUCAACGGGAGAAAGUAUUAAAGGAUCCAUUGAAGUCCCACAAGCCUGAACUUCCCAUAACAGGACCUGGCUUUGGUGGACGGGUCGGUGCAAGUCAAGGAAGCUUACUAACCCAGUAUCUUAUGAAGCAAGGAGGUAUGAUCAAGGAGACAUGGAUGGAGGAGGAUCCAAGGGAAGCCAUCUUGAAAUAUGCUGACGCAGCAGCAAAGGAUCCAAAAUUCAUUGCUCCAGCAUAUGCAGAUACUCAACCUGAGCCAGUGUUCGCAAAGUCGGAUUCCGAGGAAGAAGAAAAAUGAUUGGAUUAUGAAGUCACCACUUGCAAUCUCUAUCACUAGAUGGUAACUGCCGAGGGGAAGACAAAUAAAAGAGUGACCAAGUAAGAGGUACUUGACCCCAAGCAUUCUUGGGGCUAAUGCCAACCUUUCCGGCAGAAUAUCAUGUGCACUAGGAAUGAUGAAAUUGUUAGCUCCUCAAAUUUUUCUAUGGAUCUUCCAUGUGGAUGAGUAGUAUUGUAUUGUACAUUUUUUACGUGUAAUUUUACAAAACUUACAGAAAUUUAAAUAUGUACUAAUUGUAUCGAAGAUUUACCGGUUAUCAAUUGUGUCUGAUAGAGCUGAACCGUUA
Arachis ipaensis is the source of this 2330-nucleotide messenger RNA. Its product is annotated as Transducin/WD40 repeat-like superfamily protein. Gene Ontology annotation, molecular function: protein binding. NCBI's taxonomy places the organism in Eukaryota, Viridiplantae, Streptophyta, Magnoliopsida, Fabales, Fabaceae. Gene Ontology annotation, cellular component: nucleus; site of double-strand break. The record is from RefSeq and is a predicted model, not a curated record.